AGCUCGGAUCAAACUCACUAACGGGCAGAGGGACGAAGACACAAAUCGCUCACCGUUCGCUUGCGGCCAGUAUCUAAAGAAUCGAAUCGAUGUCUACGUAACAUGAAGAAAGAAAACUGAUCAGUUUAUUUAUUUGUUUUAUUUGCGCGGAAUAAGAUUAUGUUGGAUCCUGGGCAAAGGUAAGAAUCUGAACCGAGCGGAGAUGAGAGUACAUUUGCCCCUAGAGCCAUGUGGCAAUAGCGCGGACUGCGCUUAGGGGCGCGCUGGGGAUGGCACCAGACCGUGCUGUGGUGCCGCACACUCGUCCGCUAAAGCUUCGUGGGUGAACAUCGCACGGAUAAAUAAGCGAGUGAAGUUUCACGGCAGUUUUCUGAGAGGCGGAUGGACCGGUAGCUGUCAGAAAUGAGAGCUAUUUGGGCAAACUUACUGGCGCUGCUUUUCCUGUGCACUUGUGCUUGCGUGCUGUACUUUUGGAGCAGGUUGGAAAAACGUUUGGAGAGACACAAACGAGACUUUCAAGAGCAGGGGCCCUAUCUUGGACCAUCUUCGGACCUUUCAGCUAAAACUUUUCGAGCCUUACUUGCCGUUCCAGCUGCAGAAAAAUUAUACUUCGCUAGCAGAAUACACAUUCACAACGUUACCGGAGCUGAAACAGUCUCUACUGGUAACGGAAAUAACGUUCUUGUGAAGGUGAACCAUCUUAAAUCGAUCGAUCCGGAGGUUCGGAGAGGACCCGACAUCACCGAGGCAGUCGAGGACGGUAUCUUCUGGAGCCAAAACCUAGAGGAUCGUCUUUCUGUCGGCUUCAGCGAGAAGCAUGCCCGAUCAUGGAGGCGCCGAGCCAGGGGCAGCCGUGUUGUUUCCUUGGAGGCGGGUUGCGGCAGGACUUCGAAUCAGUUGGCCACUUUCUCCGACGGUACCAAAGCCUGCGUGCGUUACGGAAUUAACGCGGACCAGGUGCAGGGCGAAACUUUGUCGUAUUAUUUGGGCUGUUUGCUCGGCAUAACUAACAUCCCGCCGCUGGUCCUCGCCCAGUUAAAUGUUGAUGGCGAACGAUGGGCGUCUGUGAGGAGCAGGAUUGCCAGCCUGCAGUGGUCUCGGGGAGAGGUGGUGUCUCUGACGGAGUGGAUAGCAAACCUGACCGGGGUCGUUACGCCCGCGCCUCUCCGCCAAGAUAGCGAGCGGCUGCACCCGCUCCUGGAGGACCUGCGGCGCAAAACAAAGGCGGAGUUGCUUGCGCUGAUGCAGUGGAGCGACCUGCUUAUAUUCGACUACCUGACGGCCAACUUCGACAGGCUGGCCAGUAACCUGUUCAGCCUGCAGUGGGACCCGCGCGUCAUGGAGAGGGACACGAGCAACCUGCUCCAAACGCCUCGCGGUGCGCUUGUUUUCAUAGACAACGAGGCGGGCUUGGUGCACGGCUACCGCGUGUUGGACAUGUGGGAGAGACACCACAGCGCCAUUCUGAGGUCCGUGUGUCUUUUUCGGAGGAGGACUGCGCAACGGGUCAUAGACCUGCAUCUGGACCGGGACGCGCGGACACGCCUGUUGGAGCUCUACCGGGACAAUGAACCCUUGGCUGCGCAUCUGGGCUUUUUAUCCGACGAGCACGCAAGGAUAUUACAGGACAGAAUAGAAAGAGUGUACAAGCACAUAUUGCACUGUAAAGGAAAAUACAGCCAGUAGCGUCUCCACAUAUAGACCUUUACACAAAAUUACACUAAAAAAAAAAGGACAGUUAGUUACUAAGGUGACUAUGAUAAUGUGUGCGUCAUUAAUUAUGUUCACGGUAACUUUUGAACAUCUAGACGGACUACCUCCUGUGGGGAUGAACCUUUAAUGUGUCAAAGUAAUAUUUGUUUUGUAUAUGAGUUUCCAUGACAAGAAAACAUUGCUUUUGGUUUUCAAAUGUCAGAAUCUGGAGUUCUAGAAAGACAAAGCAUAUUGCUUGUGAAAGAAUUAACCUGGCAAUGCAAUAACUGCCUAACUAUAAUCAAUCCUUAAACACAGAUGUAAGAUAUGAUGUUUGCUGCUUUAGCCUUUUUUUGGGGGGGUAUUUAUGAGAACAUUGUUGUACUUGGUAGAUGCAAAACUACAACUGAAUGAACAGUAGUGUGAGCUAAGUGCUCUGUUUUCUUGGCAAAUGCUUUGUUCUUAAAAAUAUGUCAGAAAUGCAUUACUGUAAUGUAGAGUUUGGUCAGUGGCAAUAUUCAUACUCAAAGAAGUCAGCAAUUAAAAUCCCUUUUUUUCAUUCC
This is a messenger RNA of Electrophorus electricus (electric eel), 2255 nucleotides long. It is a transcript of the gene fjx1, whose product is annotated as four-jointed box kinase 1. The record is from RefSeq and is a predicted model, not a curated record. NCBI's taxonomy places the organism in Eukaryota, Metazoa, Chordata, Actinopteri, Gymnotiformes, Gymnotidae. Gene Ontology annotation, biological process: cell-cell signaling.